This is a messenger RNA of Anoplophora glabripennis (Asian longhorned beetle), 6399 nucleotides long. Its product is annotated as SH3 domain-containing kinase-binding protein 1. The coding region runs from base 100 to 1965 and encodes 621 amino acids. Gene Ontology annotation, molecular function: protein binding. The record is from RefSeq and is a predicted model, not a curated record. The transcript is spliced from 6 exons. Lineage: Eukaryota; Metazoa; Arthropoda; Insecta; Coleoptera; Cerambycidae.
UAUUACUUACGUUUAUUUAUUGUGAUAUCAUAUGGGCUUGGCUGAUAAAUUUAUAAGCAAUAUUUUUUCUUAUAUUUUAGGAAUAAUGUACAGAACAUAAUGGAAGUUAUUGUGGAAUAUGAUUAUACAGCAAAGGAACCUGAUGAGCUAACUAUAAAAAAAGGAGAUAUAAUUAAAGAUGUAGUUAAAAAGCAGGGAGGGUGGUGGGAAGGGGUGUUAAAAGAUAAAAAAGGAAUGUUUCCGGAUAAUUUUGUAAGGGCUUUGGAUAAGGAUUCUUCUGUUAUUUUACGAAAUAAAAAGGAUGUAUCGAGAAUAAGGCAAUGCAGAGUGGUUUUUUCAUAUAAUCAGGAUCACGAAGAUGAAUUAAAUUUAAAUGUAGGCGACGUUAUUAACAUUAUUGGUGAAGAGGAAGAGGGAUGGUGGAGAGGUGUUCUCAAUGGAAAACAAGGAGUAUUUCCUUCAAAUUUUGUUGAAGAAAUAGUGCUUCAGCUGCCUCAUCCCAAGCCAAGUACUAGAGAGGACAUUACCAGCAUUGCUGGCGAUGCUGAUUUGAAAGUUCCUAAAUUGCCUAUUAAACCAAGUAAACAAUUAUGUGAAGUUAAGUUUCCCUAUAAAGCUCAGAAUGAGGAUGAGCUUUCUCUUAAAGAAGGAGACGUAAUUACUUUAAUAAAUAAAGAUAGCCAAGAUCCGGGGUGGUGGACCGGAGAACUAAACGGGAAAAUUGGAGUUUUUCCAGAUAAUUUUGUAUCUCUUAUUUCAAGUACAGAUGACAAAUCUAGUUAUAAAGAAGAAAAUAAAUCUAGUGCGGAAACAGGUGCCAUAAAACCCAGUUCAAUAGCGUUACAACGAAAAUCCCUAGAAGGUAAAAAUGACAAAGUUAACGGUGAUCCGAAUAUUACCACAAAUAAGACUCCACCACCCCCAGGCAAAAAACCUUUAGUUCCAAUAAAAAAGUCUCCGUCAGUUUCGGGCAUAGGACUGUUCUCAGAAAUUAAAAAGAAGCUAGUUGAUGUAGUAGACGGAGCUACCGGAAGCAAAAGUGUAAUCAUUAAAGCUGAAGCGUCAGAAACAAAGAGCAGUAGUAGUGACAAUGCGUUCGACCAAAUAGAAAGGAGGUCUUUACUGACCGAUGUCAGGGCUACUAGGGUUAAGGCACCAGGUCGACGAUUGCCUACCGCUAUACAUAAAGAUGAAGACAAUACAGUGAUAAAUGGAAACGCAGAGCAUAUUUCGGAGUCGGACGUCCAUUCGAGUAACACGGCGGAAUCGGACAGUUUCGAAAAGCGACGUGUGAGGGAAUGGGAAAAACACAAAGCUCCGUGGUUAGAGGAAAUGAAACUUAAUCAGGCUAAACGAACUUCCACGUCCCCGGGACCCGAAAAUAAACUAAAACUGACACCUACUGCUGAUGGUAAUUCGGAAAUGGAAGAAUCGAAUUCGGAUAAAUCGGUAGAAAAACAAAGUGACUUGUCCAAAUCAAUGCCGCCUAUGGAUUUGUCGAAGUCUCUCUCGUCCACGGGCAACAAACCGAAAAUUACCAAUGAGAUGGACAAAGCACCCAUCGUGAGAGAGAAACCAAAUCUACCUUCCGUGUCAAUAAACAGGCAGUCGUUGCCCAUCAACAUAAAGGAUAAUCCCGUCGCUAAUAGGACCAUCCUUAAUGCGACCGCGGUAAUUAAAGAUAGUCCAGCGGCCAAGCCACCUAAAGUACCGCAAAUUUCACCUGUAACUAACAGAAAUUCGGCUCCUCAAAAACCUUCGGUAGAGAAACCAAACGAGGUUGUAAUAAACAGUGAAAACCAUGACGUUUCUCAUAAACAAUAUAGCCAAUUACUAGAGAGACUGCAAAAACUAGAAAUAAUCGUCGAAAAUCAAAAGCACGCUAUCGAAGAUUUGAGAAAUAAGCUUCAAAUAGAGACUGAUAUGAGGAUGAUGCUUCAAGAAAAAGUAUUGCAAAAGUUAUAGGUUCGAUCGUUUGAUUACUCUAUUUCUACUUUUCUGUUUCGGCUUCUUGUUUCGACUUCGGCUAUUUAAUGUUUUUUGUGCAAAAGGGAACCAAUUUUUAGUACAUACACAAAAAAAUCAGUGGUACAAUAUUAAAUUCCUUGAAGGGAAUUUAUAAAUUUACCACCAAAAUCUAACCACUUUUUAAGAAAAGUUCAUUUUUUUUAUUUGAUUUUAGGGUUCUUGUUUCAAACACAGAUUCUGUGACUUCAUUAAAGUUUUAAAUAGUUCAAAUACCAAAUUAUUCUUAGGUUGAGAGGUAAUUGAUUUUUCGAAUUUUUUUAGUUUAACUUUUUUUAAUAUCAAAGAGUUUCAAAGUAAAACAUUUUUCUAAUUUACCAAAUGAAAUAUACUGUGUCCCAGUGGCGUGCGGUGACAUUUCCAGCAAGGGAAGCAACUUCGUUUUUUAAUUUAACUUUUUUUUAAUAUCAAAAAGUUUUGAGGUAAAACAUAUUUUUAAUUUACCAAAUGAAAUAUACUGUGUCCCAGUGGCGUACGGUGACAUUUCCAGCAAAAAAAGCAACCUCAAAAAAUGCAUCUGUUUAUUUAUUUAUUUAUUUAUUUAUACUGCAUACAUACAAACAAAGGGACAGUCCAAUUACAUGUAUACAGUUGAGAAAUGUUUAUAAUGUAGUUUCGCCGUUUCGUCCUCUUUGGUGAAUUUUUUUUGUAUAAGUUAGUUACGACGGAAUAUUAAGUUAAAUCAAAAAAGUUUGUGAUGUUCUGUAGCUCCGUUAAUAUUGAGUUUUCAAAAAUUUGUCGUAGCAACUCUUAGGCACUAUUUUUAGUACAAUCAAUUCCUAAUUUUUUUAGAACUUUAUUUGGGUCGCUCUAUAUUAGAUAUCAACGAAUCGUCAUUCAAUCAUUGAUCAUCGAUUAUUUAAAACAUUGAUCUCAAUAAACAUCUGAUACAUGAUUUUCCGAAUACGUUUUAGUUUUUUAGUUGAAAUUCUUCCCUUGCUUCUACGAUGUGCAUGCCCUUAUUAUGUUGUAUUUUGUUGCAUUCUACCUUUAAAUUUGGCAAUUUCAAUGUGUGCAGAUCAUUAACAUAAAUAAAAAACAAAUGAAGUUCGGUAGACCUUAAGAACACACAAAUGUAGUAAUUAUAACUUCAUCAAAAUUACAGGUCUAGCUUGCUACGAUUGUUUUUAAACGCAGAUUUUUCAAAAAAAUUGGAUUAAUAAUUAUACGAAAUCUAAAAAUAAAAUAAUAUUUUUUUCCCAAAUUCAGGUAUCGCACAGACCAAAAUUAUUUCGCUUUCCUAAAAUGAAUGGUUGUGAAUUAAAAAUAUUAAUUUAUAAUUAUAAUUUUAUGGCAAAAAAAUAGCCAAAAACAAUGUAUACAAUUAUAGCCGGUAAAUGAACGAAUCUAUGCAAUUUUUAGCCUGCUCAAUAGUUAUCUCAAAGGCAGCACUUCGUAAAAAUUUGAUUAAAUAUAGUAGAAUUUCAAUAACCCGAAGUAAAGCAUUCCAAACUUUGUCCGAAUUAGUGAAUAUUCCCGAUUAUUGAAUAACAAACGGACAAAAUAUUAUUUUUAUACUGUUUGUGUAUGUACAAUUACAACUAUAUUAUUUUUUCCUUUUAGAUACUUAAUUUUUCACGAUCAGAAUAUUUAAAAAAAAAGUCAAUUUAUUACAUAAUUGUUCAAAAAAUAAACUGAAAAGUAGGUUUUAUAUUCACUUGUAUAGUGAAGGGCAAUUUGCCAAACUUUAAGCAAUUAAAUUUUAUAACAUUAUCCCAAUACUUAGUAUUAAAAUUUAUAAUUAUUUGUGCUUUAAAAAUAUAUAAUUUUAUGGCAUUAUUCCAAAUCUUAGCGUUAAGAUUUAUGACAACUAUUGUGCUAGUUUACGUGUUUCUGUUUAAUAAAACUACAUACAGGUGUAAGUUACGGUAAGCAACUCAAACGGAAGGUGAAAAUAUCUUUUAGGUAAAAAGUUUUUUGUGAUGAAAAUAGAAUAUUUUCUAUUUAAGUUUAAGAUCAGAUACAUUUUUUAUACCAUCCCUAUAUAGUUGUUAUGCUAAUUAGUGCUUUUUUGAGUUUAAUUUGUUUAAAUCUUUAAAUUUUUUGUUUUUGCCGAUACAAUCCCGACAAUGAUAACAUUAAAUCGCCGAUAACAUAUAUGAAAGCAUUUGCAUGCAGCUUUUGGGUAUCUGUUAAUAAAACCAUGUAAAAUUUGUACAUUAAUGCAGCUAGCUCGGUUCCGUGAAACCUUUUUACCAAACUAGCAUUUAUCGUAGUUAUAGGAACCCUAAAAAGUAUUAUCCAAGAAAAAUGCUACACAAUUUUAAGGAUUACAUUUUAAAAGUGACAUAUUUAUUUAUAAUAUUAGUUAGCAAGGUAUCGUUUAGCUGUUAUACUGUAUUAAUAUAUUUUUAUACAUAUAUUAGAGAAUAAUUUUUAAGGGCCAUUCCAUAAAAUGGAUUUUUUUUAUGUUUAAACAAUUUUCUUUUACGUUUUCCAUAUAUAUUGUAUAAUUGUUUCAUAGAGCUGAUUAACCCUGUACAUGCUACUUUUCCCCGGCUGGUUGACCAUGGAAAUUAAAUCGGACCCGCCAACAAAUAUUCAUUUGUCCUCGUAGAAAAUAGCCAUUAAAAUUGAUUAAAUUAACAGAAUAAAACUUGCAAUAAAUAUGCAUCAUAUUCAACAAUAAAAAGUUUGUUAAGUAAUAGAUUUUGGUAAUUAUCGGUAUUUACAAUCGUCUGUGUAUCGUUAGAAACUCUAAAAAGCGUCGAAUGGUGCCAUCUUUAAGAAUACGCAAAAUUAAAAAAAAUUGAGAGACCUGUAGCCAAUUUAGUUUCUCGCCAGUUCAAUAAAGACGAAAAACACUGUUUAACGUUUUUUUUUGGAAUUUCUGGCGAUGCAGAUUGUGUUAAAUUCCUUUCCAUAUGAUGCGUACUUUUUGCCUGUCGCUGCUAAUUAAACAAUCGCUCUCUGAAUUAGCGGUUUUUUAGACUCGUGUUAAUUCAUUUUGUAUAAAUUAUUGAUUGAUUAUUGAAUUCAACUAUUAUGUUGCAAAUUUAAAUAAUUUUGGAUAAAAUUGGAAAAAUAUUUUAUGCUGAACCCUCGACUGCUUGCACUAUAACCUCAAGUUGGCAGGAAUCGGGUAUUUUCAGAAAUAGUUGCUUGUCGAUCCCUUUAAGUUUCUGAAAAGCACUGUAAUUUUAUGUUAUUUAUUAUUUUUUUUAUACAAUUCUAGUACAGGCUACAUAAUGCUUAGUAAUCAUGGUCAACUUUGCUUAAUUGUACAGUCGAUAAUGUAAGAAAUGUUGUUAUUUAAAUUAGUACUUUAAAAAUGGUGAUAGGUGAUAUAUAUGCAAAAUGAAGGAUUUUAACCUGUUAAAUUAUGAAAAGAUUAUUCCAUAAAUAUAAAAACUAAUAUAAUUUUUAGGUCAUAUACGUUAUUGAUGCCUAUUUUAUUUCUAGUGUUACCAGUGAUAACAAUCGUUUAAAAAAAUGGGAAUUUACAUUUUUAUUUUAUUAUUUUUCUUUACCUAAAGAAAAUUAUAAAAUAUUUAAUAAAAAAUGAAAAUCGCCUCAUUUUCUUAUAAAUACGAGGAUAAAAUGUUAUCACUUUUUUCCCCACUUUAUUUUGUCAAAAAAAAAAGUUGAGACAGAAUGAUUUCACGAUUGUAAAAAUUUCUUCCGCAAACUUACGACUGCGACCGGACCCAGACCGAUCCUUUCUCCUCCAUACACUAAACGGUGAUUUGUGGUAUUCUCAGUAUUUCUCAGUUGACGACGAACCACUGCGACACGUAGAUAUCAUGCCGCCGUAAUCAAGAAAAAUCGAAAUUGCUGUAAUUGUCGGAGCAGUAAUAAUUUUUGCAGAGAAAAAAAAAAGAAACGAGUGUGGACAAAGGAAUGGUUACACAAAAGGAAUCAGUAUACUCAUUUUUUUCGCUUCAUUCAUUCGACGAAUCUGGCGACGAAAUGAAGAUCUGACGAAAUUUUUUUGUAACAAAUUCUUUUGUAGCAUUGGGAAAUACUUCAUUGCAUUUUAAAAUCAAAUUUUCGUAAGCCGCAUUUCUCCUCUGUACUCUUUGCUUGUUACGUCCCAUAAACAACCGUUUUCUCUAUAAAUACUGAUAAAUUCUUCCCAAAAUUCACGAUUAUCUUCGAGCCACAUUUUCAGGAAACAGCAUGGAUCAGUCCGGGUCGUAUCAUGAAUCCGUUCGUUGAUUCUGCGGACAUGCAUUAUUAUUAUUAUUACCAUGAUGAGUCAGUGCUGUCACAUUCACGAUAGAAUGUGUCGGCUGACUGGGUCCAACAGACUCGUCCGGCGGACCGGAGCUCCUGUGAGCAGGUUCUAUGGCACAUAGGCAACCAACAAAUAAUAAAAAUAAAAGACUUUCCUCCAUUCUAUCGCAGAUUUUCAGUAAAAUGGAGUUAGUUUGA